CCUAGGUGAGCAGAUCUAUGUCCCUGCAGCCAGGAACCAAGCCCGGACAGUGAAGGAGCUCUGCACACUUCCUUCCACCAGCUCAUCCAGGAGCAGAGCAGCUUGGUAGAGGCGAGUCUGGAGCUGGAGAUGCAGGCAAGGAACAGAGAGUGCGUGGCUGUCCCAGAUGCCUGUGCUGUGACCUGGCUGGAGCCCAGGCAGGGCAGGCGGCACCCCAGCUACCCCUCCACCUGCCUGCAGAUCCUGGCUAGCAUGCCCAGUCGCACAAUUGGACGUAGCCGUGGGGCCAUCAUCUCCCAGUACUACAACCGCACCGCACGACUACGGCGCCGGAGCAGCCGCCCCCCGCUGCAGCAGCUCAGACACACAGCACGGCCCAGCCUGCGGCAGCGUGACCUGGAGACUGACCCUGCCACGGCCAAGUUGGAAGACAAGCGGAGCCUACUGGCAAAGGAGCUGCUGAGCCUCUCCCCCAGCCAGCGCAGCCACAUGCUACUCACGGUUCCCCUCAGCCUGGCAGAGAAGUGCACCCUCCGGCAGGAGCUGAGUGAGCAGUGGGAUCUCACAAGGCUGUAUGUCCAGUGCCGUGCCUCCUUCUCAGCCUCCAGAGGGUUCAAGGACUUCCCUGUCCUCGGCUGCCGGGGCCUCUGGUACAGGCUCCUCUCCCUGCUCGCCGCUGCACAGCCUUGGCACUACACUCUGAAGCAGAUAGGAGGCCGCUUCGGCUCCAGUGUCCUCUCCUACUUCCUCUUCCUCAAGAAUCUCCUUAUGUUCAACAUCAUCUCAUUCCUCAUCCUCACGGUCUUUGUGGUGGCCAUGCAGGCUGCGUAUCCGCCUGCCUCUGCCAAUCCCCAGCCCUUCACCGGCCUCGAGCUGCUCACAGGAGCGGGCUACUUCACUCACUCGUUGCUGUACUAUGGCUACUACAGGAAUGCCACCCUCAAUGAGCCCUGUGGCUCCAGCCCCAAUGGCAGCACCAGUCCCCUCACAGGCCCCUCGCUCCCAUACAACAUGCCGCUGGCCUAUGUGUUCAGUGUCGGUGUCUCCUUCCUCCUCACCUGCAUCCUGCUGGUGUACAGCAUGUACUGCUCGUUUUGUGAGAGCUACCGUGUGGGCAGCUCCACAGGAGACCUGGCUGUCAAAGUCUUCUGUGCCUGGGACUUCAAGGUGAUCCAGAGGCGCUCUGUGAAGCUGCAGUGUGAGAACAUCUGCACCCAGCUGAAGGAGCUGCUGGCAGAGCAGAGGUCACGCUCCCGCUCCCGGAGCCUCUGCCGGCAGCUGGGGCACUUCACUGUGCUUCUCCUGGCUUGGACCCUCUCGCUGGGCACAGUGCUGGGCUGUGUGGUAGCUGUGCACUACUUGUCAGAGCACAUGCACAUGGUUCAGCAGAAGCACCGAGCGCAGGGUGGUGGCAAGUGGCAGCAGGAAGCCAUCCUGCUGGUCCUGCCCUUUGUGGUGUCUCUCCUCAACGCCGUGAUGCCCCACAUCUACAACUUGCUGGCACUGUGGGAGAAGCAGGACUCCCCUGUGGCACGAGUCUACGUGGCAAUCUGCAGGAACCUCAUUCUGAAGAUGGUGGUCCUUGGCCUGCUCUGCUACCAGUGGCUCAGGCGGAGAGUUGUCUGCUCAACAGAGGAGUGCUGGGAGACUUGUGUGGGGCAGGAGCUGUAUCGCUUUGUGGUGAUGGACUUCAUAUUCACCCUGCUGGACACACUCUUGGGAGAGCUGGUCUGGAGGCUGAUCUUGGAGAAGAGGCUGAAAAGGAAGCAGAGGCCUGAGUUUGACAUCGCCCGAAAUGUGCUGGAGCUGAUUUAUGGGCAGACUCUGACCUGGCUGGGCAUUGUCUUUGCACCACUCCUGCCAGCCAUGCAGAUGCUGAAGCUGCUGCUGCUGUUCUACAUCAAAAAGACCAGCCUGAUGCAGAACUGCCAGUCCCCGAGAAAGCCCUGGCAAGCGUCUCACAUGAGCACCGUCUUCAUCACCCUGCUGUGCUUCCCGUUCUUCCUGGGUGCAGCCAUCUUCAUCUCCUACACCAUCUGGUCGGUGCGGCCAUCAGAAACCUGUGGUCCCUUCCAGGGGAUAGAAACCAUGUAUGAGUCAGGAAAGACCUGGGUGCAAGUGCUGGAGAAGUCUAACCCAAACAUCACCUGGUUCACCUGGGUCCACCAGCACCUGGUGGAGAACACCUUCCCCCUGUUCUUCGUGUCUGGGGUCCUGCUAGCUGCAAUCUACUUCAACAUCCAAGUGGUGAGAGGCCAGAGGAAGAUCAUCCACCUGCUGAAGGAGCAGAUUGACAAUGAAGGGGAAGAUAAAAGAUUUCUCAUUCAGAGGCUUCACUCCAUUUAUGAGCAGAGAGAGAGACAUGCCUGAG
Molecule: messenger RNA, 2371 nt
Organism: Dryobates pubescens (Downy woodpecker)
Lineage: Eukaryota; Metazoa; Chordata; Aves; Piciformes; Picidae
Gene: TMC6
Product: transmembrane channel like 6
Exons: 18
Coding region: 130-2370 (746 amino acids)
Cellular component (GO): plasma membrane
Molecular function (GO): mechanosensitive monoatomic ion channel activity
Source: RefSeq, a predicted model, not a curated record